Messenger RNA from Manis pentadactyla (Chinese pangolin), 1471 nucleotides. It is a transcript of the gene KCNIP2, whose product is annotated as potassium voltage-gated channel interacting protein 2. Gene Ontology annotation, molecular function: calcium ion binding; potassium channel regulator activity. The transcript is spliced from 10 exons. The coding region runs from base 304 to 1116 and encodes 270 amino acids. Gene Ontology annotation, biological process: regulation of potassium ion transmembrane transport. NCBI's taxonomy places the organism in Eukaryota, Metazoa, Chordata, Mammalia, Pholidota, Manidae. Gene Ontology annotation, cellular component: voltage-gated potassium channel complex. The record is from RefSeq and is a predicted model, not a curated record.
GUGACAGCCGCGGGGAGGGGGCGGGCGAAGAGAGGCGGCUUGGCUCCGGCUCCGAGCUCAGCUCCGCUCUGCCUCCAGCUCUGCGCUCACCUACUGUCCAAGCCUCUCGCUCCUGCUCCUGGACCCCCGGGUGGGCCCUAGACCCCGGCUGGGUCCCCAGACCCAGCUCCAGCCCGGACUCUCUCGGUCCCCAGCCCCAGCAGCGCGGCACGCCGCCAGGGGGCGCCGUGUGAGCGCCCUAUCCCGGCCACCCGGCGCCCCCUCCCACGGCCCAGGUGGGACGGGAGGGGGGCGCCGGGGGCCAUGCGGGGCCAGGGCCGCAAGGAGAGUUUGUCCGAUUCCCGAGACCUGGACGGAUCCUAUGACCAGCUCACGGGCCACCCUCCAGGCCCCACUAAAAAAGCGCUGAAGCAGCGGUUCCUCAAGCUGCUGCCGUGCUGCGGGCCCCAAGCCCUGCCCUCAGUCAGUGAAACAUUAGCCGUCCCAGCCUCCCUCCGCCCCCACAGACCCCGCCCGCUGGACCCAGACAGCGUGGAGGAUGAGUUUGAGCUGUCCACCGUGUGUCACCGGCCCGAGGGUCUGGAGCAGCUACAGGAGCAAACCAAGUUCACUCGCAAGGAGUUGCAGGUCCUGUACCGGGGCUUCAAGAACGAAUGUCCCAGUGGAAUUGUCAAUGAGGAGAACUUCAAGCAGAUUUACUCCCAAUUCUUUCCUCAAGGAGACUCCAGUACAUAUGCUACUUUUCUCUUCAAUGCUUUUGACACCAACCAUGAUGGCUCCGUCAGUUUUGAGGACUUUGUGGCUGGUUUAUCGGUGAUUCUUCGAGGAACCAUAGACGACAGGCUGAACUGGGCUUUUAACCUUUAUGACCUCAACAAGGAUGGCUGUAUCACCAAGGAGGAAAUGCUUGAUAUCAUGAAAUCCAUCUAUGACAUGAUGGGCAAGUAUACAUAUCCUGCACUCCGUGAGGAGGCCCCAAGGGAACACGUGGAAAGCUUCUUCCAGAAGAUGGACAGGAACAAGGAUGGCGUGGUGACCAUAGAGGAAUUCAUUGAGUCUUGUCAAAAGGACGAAAACAUCAUGAGGUCUAUGCAGCUCUUUGACAAUGUCAUCUAGUUCUCCAGGAGAGGGGGUCAGUUGUCCUGGGGGGACAUGAUCUAGCCCUAGUCCAGGUUGACCUCACCCUUCUCUUUCCAGGUCUGUCCUCAUCUUUGCCCUGCCCUGGGGGCUGUAGGAAUCCAAGAGCCUUGGGAUUCAGUGGUCCAGAUUGCUGGAACUGAAGGGGCCAGGGAGUGAGCAGUAUGUUCCCAACUCCUUAUGGCUUCCAUUCCCUUCCUGCCUGACAUUUAGCACUGAGAGCACCCCUGCUAUAGGAAAGGAGUGGUUCUCCAGUCCUACCCCCACUCUAGAAACCAUAACACUAAACAAAAUCUCUCCUGCUAUGGUGCUUCCCCUGUCCUUAAUCUCACAA